Molecule: messenger RNA, 2150 nt
Organism: Gossypium raimondii (Peruvian cotton)
Lineage: Eukaryota; Viridiplantae; Streptophyta; Magnoliopsida; Malvales; Malvaceae
Product: 2-succinylbenzoate--CoA ligase, chloroplastic/peroxisomal
Exons: 10
Coding region: 123-1814 (563 amino acids)
Biological process (GO): fatty acid metabolic process
Molecular function (GO): medium-chain fatty acid-CoA ligase activity
Source: RefSeq, a predicted model, not a curated record
AGAAACUAUUCACUUUAUCCAAUUUAUAAGAUAAGCCGCGCUUUCAACGUUCUCCUUGUUUAUUAUUCAACCUUCGCAAACAGCUUCAUUCAAUUUCAGCAGAAAGUGAAUUCUCUGUUGAAAUGGGGAUUUUGUCAGAGGCCCAUAUUUGCCAGUGCUUUAGCCGCUUGGCCACCCAAAAACGCAACUCCCUCGUUACCAUCAACGGGGCUCGCCAGAAAACCGGCCAGCAGUUGGUCGAUAGCGUCCUAAGUCUGGCUCGUGGCCUGCUCCAACUUGGCCUCCGAAACGGCGAUGUCGUUGCAAUCUCUGCUUUCAACAGUGAUUGGUAUCUAGAGUGGAUACUAGCUGUUGCAUUUAUUGGAGGCAUCGUUGCUCCUUUGAAUUAUCGAUGGAGCUUUGAAGAGGCAAGAAUGGCAAUGGUAACCAUAAGACCAAAAAUGUUGGUGACAGAUGAGAGCUGUUACUAUUGGCAUUCUGCAGCCCAGGGAGAUGCUAUACCAUCUUUAAGGUGGCAUGUCUCACUAAGCUCCCCUUCCUUGGACAUUAUAAACAAAUACAACAUGUUAACUGCUGAAAUGCUUGUGGAGCAAUCUGUAAUAAAUGGAUCUAUGAAUUAUUCAUUUGCGCCAGAGGGUGCCGUUAUAAUAUGCUUCACGUCAGGAACUACUGGGAGGCCAAAGGGAGUUGUCAUAAGCCAUACAGCUUUAAUUGUACAAUCCCUGGCAAAAGUUGCAAUUGUUGGUUACAGUGAGGAUGAAGUUUAUUUACAUACUGCUCCCUUGUGCCACAUUGGUGGUUUGUCCUCAGCCAUGGCCAUGCUAAUGGUAGGAGCUUGCCAUGCCUUCAUACCGAAGUUUGAAGCUACACUAGCCCUUGAAGCCAUAGAACAACACCAUGUGACUUCUCUUAUUACUGUCCCAGCAAUGAUGGCUGAUCUAAUCUCAUCAGUCAGGCUGAAGCGAAUUCAGAAGGGAUGUGACAGUGUGAAGAAGAUAUUAAAUGGAGGAGGAGGCCUAUCGGACAACCUUAUUAAAGAUGCAACCAGAUUAUUCCCCAGAGCAAAACUUCUUUCAGCUUAUGGGAUGACGGAGACAUGUUCUUCUCUAACCUUCAUGACCCUCUUCGAGCCAAUGCUUGAGGCAUCUGGUACAUCACUUCAGAUGUUAGCCAUAACUAGUUCAAGUCCGGUCAAGGCACGAGGGGUUUGUGUUGGCAAGCCUGCUCCACAUGUUGAAAUAAAGAUAUGUGUUGAUGGCUCUUAUAAUGUCGGAAGAAUUCUCACCAGAGGUCCGCAUGUAAUGCUAAGAUACUGGGAUCAAAUUCCAGAAAAGGCAUCAAAUUCUGUAGAAGAAACUUGGCUAGACACGGGUGACAUCGGGUUUAUUGAUGACCAUGGUAACUUGUGGCUUGUUGGGAGAACCAACGGUCGAAUCAAAAGCGGAGGAGAAAAUAUAUACCCUGAAGAGGUAGAGGCAGUGCUAAUACAACAUCCAGGGGUUCUUUCCUCCGUUGUUGUAGGAAUUCCAGACCCUCGCCUAACAGAGUUGGUUGUUUCCUGUAUUCGAUUAAGAGAGAAUUGGCAGUGGUCUGAUGACAGUUUUAAAUACUCAGUUCAAAGCAACGAGCUAUUCCUGUCUAGUACAAUUCUUCGACUUCAUUGUAGAGAAAAGAAUUUAACUGGGUUUAAAAUACCAAAGAUAUUUAUUUUAUGGAAGACCCAAUUUCCACUAACAACAACCGGAAAGAUAAGAAGAGACCAAGUUAGAAGAGAAGUUAUGUCCCAGCAAUUAUCUUUUCCUAACAAACUUUGAUGUUAAUCAGAACAAUCACCAUGGGUGCCUGCAUAGGGAUGGUCCAAUUUUUAUCAUCUCUAUCAGGCUGCAGGUAUGCUUUCAUCUAACUUCCCCACUAGACCGCAUUGCUCAACUUGUUCUCUUUUCCCUUCAAAUGAUUAGCUUCAGGAACAAAUCACAGAUGGAACUGCAUUUCACACCUUAAAUAAAUUCAUUUAUUAUGGCAUCGGCAGAUCAAAUGAUUAGGUGUUGUAAUAUCUCUUAUCAAUGUGUCCUAAACGAAAGCUGACUCCAGAUUUUAUGGACUAAACUGGAUUUAGAUUUGAAAUGUAUGAAAAUAAACAUCAAAUUUUA